Glossina fuscipes is the source of this 778-nucleotide messenger RNA. Its product is annotated as zinc finger protein 771. The record is from RefSeq and is a predicted model, not a curated record. NCBI's taxonomy places the organism in Eukaryota, Metazoa, Arthropoda, Insecta, Diptera, Glossinidae. Gene Ontology annotation, molecular function: RNA polymerase II cis-regulatory region sequence-specific DNA binding; DNA-binding transcription factor activity, RNA polymerase II-specific. The transcript is spliced from 2 exons. The coding region runs from base 89 to 667 and encodes 192 amino acids. Gene Ontology annotation, biological process: regulation of DNA-templated transcription.
CGCUAAUAAACUCUUUAGUACCCAUAUGCAUAUAUAUAUAUUUAUAUAUAUAUAUAUAUAUAUAUAUAUAUCGCUUGUCUCGGGUUAAAUGGAUAACAGGAACAGCAGCGCGUAUGUGUGCGUGGAAUGUAAUAAAUCCUUUACAACUAAAUACAAUUUACAUUAUCAUCUAAUGGAUCAUCAAAAUGAUAUUAAGGCAGAUUAUCGAUGUCCUUUUAAACAAUGUCAAAAACAAUUUAAAAAUCCUAAACGUCUCAGCGAUCAUAAGAGACGCUAUCACAUCAUAUCGGAAAGCUAUAUAUGCGAAUAUUGCGGUUAUCGGACAAAAAUGAAUUGCAAUUUCAUUGUGCAUAGACGGCAACAUACCGGCGAGAAACCAUAUUGCUGCGAAAUAUGUGGUCUAUCGUUCGCCUCAAGGUAUCAAUUGACAACGCAUAAGGACACGCAUACCAUGCAUAGGCAAUAUUUAUGCGAUGAAUGCAAUAUGAGCUUUAAGCAGAAGAAAACUUUAUUACACCACAAAUCGUUGCAUACGAAACAAGGCAAACACGUUUGUCAUCUAUGCAAUGCUUCGUUUAAGCAAUCAUCCGGUUUAUCGCAGCAUAAACGCAGCCACAAAGAACAAAUACAACGUAGCACAUCAAUUAUAACCAUUAUUGAGAAAUGAAAUGCAAAUUUCAUUUAUGAUAUUUUUUUGCUUUAACUAACGUCUCGACAUCUCUUCACGUCUCCUCAAAUUGAUAAAUAUAUUAUAUUGGCACAGUAUUUUCGUAAAUAU